AUGAAGUUUCGUGCCAAGAUCACCAACAAGGGCUUUAUAGAGCUCUUCAUUCAGGUCAGUGGCACCAUAGCAAAGCUGGCAAAGGUCUGCGUGCUCUGUGUGUGCCAAGACAAACUGUGCUUUGGUCCCACAGGCCCCAGGGCCACCCGAGAGGCCAGGCUGUGGUGCAAAGUGAUGCGGGGAGCCUCCUUCUACCAGUUUAACAUGGAAGGUGUUUCUGAAGAGCUCAAUGAGAUUUAUCUAGAGCUGAUAUCAGAGCAUUUGUACAGAGCUGUGAGAAGUGCAGGAAAUGCUGCCUCCCUGAAAAUCCAGCUGACCAACAAGCGUCGCCCCUGCCUCACAGUGGCGGUAGAGCUGGCAUCACGCACUGGGCACACCCAUGUGAUGGUCCAUGAUCUACCUGUGAGGGUGCUUCCCAGAAGAUGGUGGAAAGAGUACCCAGAGCCCAGUAUUCAAGUCUCUGAUGUGAGUGUUUAUCUGCCAGCUUUGAAGACCCUGAAGAGCAUUGUGGAAAGGAUGGCCAACAUGGGCGAUAACGUGCUGGUGGAAGCAAAUCUAAAUGGUAAAAUGAACUUGAGUAUAGAAACUGAUGUAGUAUCUAUUAAAAGUUAUUUUAAAAAUCUUGGAAAUCCUUUAAAGUCUGCUCAUAGCGUGCCCCAAGACAGAGACCCGGAGAGCAUGGUGCAAGUGCGAGUAGAGAAUAGGAAACUUCUGCAGUUUUUUGAGGGACAGCAGAUAAAUCCCACAACGGCCUUAUGCAAUAUUUUGAGCAAUACUCUUCUUCAUCUUGUUUUGGUUCAUGAAGAUGUCUCUCUUCAGUAUUUCAUUCCUGCCUUAUAA
Messenger RNA from Marmota flaviventris (yellow-bellied marmot), 840 nucleotides. It is a transcript of the gene Hus1b, whose product is annotated as HUS1 checkpoint clamp component B. The record is from RefSeq and is a predicted model, not a curated record. Lineage: Eukaryota; Metazoa; Chordata; Mammalia; Rodentia; Sciuridae. Gene Ontology annotation, biological process: double-strand break repair via homologous recombination; nucleotide-excision repair; mitotic intra-S DNA damage checkpoint signaling. Gene Ontology annotation, cellular component: site of double-strand break; nucleolus; checkpoint clamp complex.